UCCUUAUCGGCGCAGCUUAUUUCGGUCUAGUGUUUCUAUGGUUGCACGCCCGGUAACACUGUGUUAUCACCUCGCCAUAAAGACGCGCGCUCUGCUCGUGCUGCAUUCAGUCGUCCUCGCCGCCAUGAAGCUGCUAAUCGUGUUCGCCCUGGUGCUCUGCGCGCUGCAGGCUGUGCAGGCCCUCGCCAUCCCCAUCGACAACGUCCUCGACCUCGGCGACAAGGAGGCAGACUGGGCCCCGGACGAGGGAGUCGAGGGCGUCGACCUUCUCGCCCUGCAGCGGAAGCGGGGAGAGCUCGCCCGGCAGUUCUUCGACCUGCAGGGCGUGCUCCGCGCCAUCCAGAACAUCCUCACGGCCAUCAACGAGCAGAUCCAGAAGGCGACCAACGACUUCCUCAACGGCAUCAACAAGGCCGCGCAGGACGCGCAGAACUCGGCGAGCCAGGCCGUGCAGGAGUGGAACAACAGGCUGCAGGAGGUGAUCGACGGCGCGGACGCAUUCGACUCGUCGCUCAAGGCGUGCCAGGCCCAGUACCGCACGCUGGAGGAGGUGGCCCAGUCGCUGAACGAGGACGUCAACCAGUGCGUUCAGAACGCGACGGCGAGCGCGCGCGCCUCGCUGCAGCAGCUGGACGCGCUGGGCCCGCGAGCGCAGGCGUUGUUCGACGCGGCGGGCGCUGCGGCGCAGGAGUGCCAGCAGCAGCCGCUGCUCGCGCAGCCCUGGUGCCUGGGCACUAAGAUCCCCGCGCUCGCCGGGCAGGCCGCCGGGCUGGCCGCGGAAGCGACGCGCCUCGGCGCCCAGGUCACCGGCGACCUGGUCUUCAAGGUGCCGCUGACCAACGCCGGCUGCGUGGCCGCCGCCGUCGACGCGCGCAACCGGGAGUCUGCCCAGGUCAUCGCCGACGUGUCGCAAUGCGUGCAGGACAGCCUGGCACAGCGCGGCUCGGCCGCCGCCUCCAGUGUAAAUAAUAAAUAACCGCCGCCACCUCGCA
Molecule: messenger RNA, 992 nt
Organism: Frankliniella occidentalis (western flower thrips)
Lineage: Eukaryota; Metazoa; Arthropoda; Insecta; Thysanoptera; Thripidae
Exons: 3
Coding region: 38-976 (312 amino acids)
Source: RefSeq, a predicted model, not a curated record